UGGUCCUCCAAUCCGUGCUCCACACGGAAUUAUUUGUUCUUCUUCUUCUUCUUCGUCGCUUUUCUUCAUCUUCAAAAGUGUCUCCUCAACAUCCUUCGUUUCUUCGCAAAAACAAGAUUUUAAUGAAUUUGUUUUACUUUCUACUGAUUAGCAGUUUCACUGAUGCUCUCACAACUUCCACUGCAAUUACAAGCACCGGUAUAGAAUCAAGUUUUGUUCAUGAAAAUCAAACAAUUGGAUUGAAAAAGGAAAAUGGGGACACCUGUAUCAGUGUGACAUUUCAAGUCAAAAUACUAAAUCAACAAAACAACAAUAGUGUUCCAAUUGACUUUCAUUUGCCAUCUGGACUCAUCAAAGGAAAUUGUGCUGUUACUCGAAAGAGCAAAGCUGUCAUAUCAUCUACCAUAGAAGAGACCGACGGAAGAAUGAAAACUCUAAAAUUUGUUUUUAGAACUGAAGAAAUGCGUGCAAAGCGCCUUGAUGAAUUGAGAUGGCAAUUGAACAAAGUGAUCUACGAGGAAAAAUUCGCUGGUAGUUCUGCAGUAUUUGAAUCUGAUAACUCAUCAGUUAUCUUCUCGGCUCCACUGACGCAAAAAUAUGUUUGUGAAGAUAGAAUUAAUGUGACAUUGCACAGCGUAAACUUUGAUUUUCCGAUAUUGGUGAUGUUCUCUCCAGAGAUUGAUGUUCAGCCGUAUGGACCAAAAAGCAAUUUUUACAUCUGCGAACGAUCUCGCAAACGGACACUUUCCGAGUCCCUUCAACAUCGUUCCACUGUUUUCUGCGGGGUUGUACUGGCCCUCUCAUCAAUUGCUCAUAUAGUUGGGCAUAUGCUUCGACGACACUUUAUGCCUCAUCGAAAAGAGCUUUAUGAGAAUUUGGAUAAACUUCCGGCAAUGAACUAGAAUAUCUUUAGUGCAAAAACAUUUUUCUGUAAUUUUUUCUUUCACGAAAAUCAAUUUGCUUUCUGAUCGUGAGCUAAUAAAACGUUGAAGGUUGUAGACGAAAUAUGUCGUAGAUUGAAUUAGACUAAACUUCGUUUUUUCUUGUUACUCUUUCGUGUGAUUUAUGUAAAUUCUUCCAAACAAAAAUUUUAUGUGAAUUCCCAGUUUCUUUCCCUUUAUAUUUAUACUUUAUUUGGAUAUAUGUAUUAGAAAUAAUGUCUACUCACAAUGAAACAAAUGGUAUGUUGAA
Caenorhabditis elegans is the source of this 1191-nucleotide messenger RNA. It is a transcript of the gene unc-46, whose product is annotated as Lysosome-associated membrane glycoprotein 5. Gene Ontology annotation, cellular component: cytoplasm. The transcript has 7 exons. The record is from RefSeq and is marked reviewed. NCBI's taxonomy places the organism in Eukaryota, Metazoa, Nematoda, Chromadorea, Rhabditida, Rhabditidae. The coding region runs from base 123 to 902 and encodes 259 amino acids.